Messenger RNA from Lactuca virosa, 953 nucleotides. NCBI's taxonomy places the organism in Eukaryota, Viridiplantae, Streptophyta, Magnoliopsida, Asterales, Asteraceae. The record is from the annotation of a GenBank genome assembly.
AUGUUUCCAUGCAAGUCUUCUUUUACCGCAGCAGGUUGUUACCUAUGUCCAUCGCCUAGUUCCAAAGGCACCAAGCUUCUUAUAUGUUGUUCUGUGAAUUCCACUUUACCUAUGAAGAUGAAAUCAUUCUAUGCUGCUUCUUCUAAUGAAAAAGUCAAAGUUUCAAGCGAGAUGACUCAGAUUAUAGAAAUGGAAGAUUAUGCAUUUUCUAAACACAAAAUGGUUUUCUUAAAUACAUCUGAUAUGCAUUUUCUAAACACAAAAUCUUUUGAGUCUAUUCUAUCCGAAGCCAAACGAGUCAAGAUUCUUAGUGAGUCAACUCACACAAGCAUUUGUUCAUUGCAAAAAAACGAACACGAAAAAUUCAAAUUAAAAACCGAUACUUUACCCGACAAUGGAUCAUGUAAGGUGGUGGAAUUGGUUAAUAAUGUUAAACAACUUCAUCAAGGGCAAAUUGGUCAUUUCAUGGAUAGGUUCUUGGUUUCAUGGGAGUUUGUUUCCGGUGGUUGUUGUGGUUGUGUGUUUGGUCAAUAUUCAGUCAUGGAGGUGUGCCACAUGGUUGAUGAUGAUUGGUUAUAUCUUUCUAAAUUAAGUAAGAGUGAGAAUUUGUGCUCUGAUUUUGUUAAAUUAACUAACCCCGAAGGGCAGAUUUUAAGCAUUCCAAAUAUUGGCUUUAUCAUUUGCCCAUGUUUGAAGGUAUCUGCCAAAUUUAAUCCAAGAGUACCCCUUGGCCCUUGGGGGUGGUUACAGUUCGUUUUUAUGAGUUUUGGCUAACGUGAGCCAAAUGUGUUUUUGUAGUUCAUUUUGUAAAUCAUCAUGUUUAUCUUUUAUAAUCUUUUUUUUCGGUUAAUUAGUUUUUUGACCAUUAGUUACCUAUUUUAUUAUUCUUGUUCAGUUUGGAAUUAGUUAUUUUUUUUUUGGGAUUUCAUUCGUUGCCACUAUUGCUCCAACCC